CCUCACAUCACACUCUCUCUUCUUCUUCUUCUGAUCAUCACCUCUCAAAGUCACCAUGGGUUUGAUUUCUUCACCAUCAGUAGAUGAAUCUCACUACCACACCCACAAGAUCUUCCUCUUCACCAACUACAUCCUCCUCGGCGUCGCCACUAGCUGCAUCUUCCUAACCCUCUCUCUCCGCUUAAUCCCUUCCGUCUGCGGCCUCCUCUUCAUCCUCCUCCAGGCCACCACCAUCGCCGCCGCGAUCUCCGGCUGCACGGCAGCUUCCUGCGGGAGAAACCGGUGGUACGCUGCUCACAUGGUGACCACCGUGCUCACGGCUAUAUUCCAAGGCUCUGUCUCCGUUCUCAUCUUCACCAACACUUCGAACUUCCUCGGGAGUUUAAAGUCUUAUGUCCGUGAAGAUGAUGCUGCUGUGAUUUUGAAGCUAUGUGGUGGGCUCUGUGUUGGGAUCUUUUGUCUUGAGUGGGUUGUGUUGGUGUUGGCUUUCUUCUUGAAGUAUUACGGUUAUGUUGAGGGUGGUGAUGGGAGUGGAGGUGUGGCGAUGAGGAGAACCGGUAAGGUGCAGUGUGAGGAGAAUCCUAAGGGUUGGCCAUUGUCGCUCCAAGUUUGAAGUUUAGUGUCUUUUGUUUUGUGUUUGUGUGGUGAGAUUUGUUUAGAGCUAUAUCAAUAUCAAAUGUUGGUUUUUGAUCUGUUUCUUUAGUUGUGUUAUGUAUGAUUCGUUCAUUUGUUAAUGUAUUUGUUAUUCAUGUCAAUGAUUUACUACUACAUAUAUGUGUAAUAUGUUUC
Molecule: messenger RNA, 789 nt
Organism: Eruca vesicaria subsp. sativa (arugula)
Lineage: Eukaryota; Viridiplantae; Streptophyta; Magnoliopsida; Brassicales; Brassicaceae
Source: the annotation of a GenBank genome assembly